AUUCUAUGGUCUUCAAAUUUGCAAGACUGCUUUAAGUGGAGAGAUGACCUCACCCAUGGCCUCCUUCUUGUACAGCUUGGCUCUCCUACCUUUACUCGCAGCAGGUGAUGUUCCUCCUCCCUGCAAUUUCCCAUUCAUUUACAAAGAGAAGUCCUACUCUGAAUGCACCAACGUUGAUUCUUCCAAUGAGACGCUGUGGUGUGCCACAACCGCCAGCUAUAAUGAGCAUCAGCAACGGAAGCCUUGUGCCCUCAAUGAAUAUGGAGGAACCUCCAAUGGGCAGCCCUGUGUCUUCCCGUUCAUCUACAAGAACCAGACAUACUUUACCUGCACUAAUGAAGAUCAUGGAGACCAAAGAUUCUGGUGUGCCACAACGGGGAGCUACGAUGAGAGAGAAAGGUGGAGCUACUGUGCGGACACACGACUAAAUGCAAAUCCCAAAGGGCCAUGCACCUUCCCUUUCAUCUACAAAGGCCAAUCCUACUUAUCUUGUACAACAGAUGGAGACUCCAAUGGGAAGCUCUGGUGUUCCCUCAGCAAAAACUAUGAUCAGAACCCUCAGUGGACAUACUGUGAGCCCUCAGAGCAUCGCCCAUGUACCUUUCCCUUCGUUUUCAACAAUGAGUCCUACUCCGCGUGCACCGGGGAUGGAGGUGACGAUAACAUACUGUGGUGUGCCACAACAGAUAACUAUGACAGGGAUGGGAAAUGGAAGUUGUGCGCCCUUCAAGCAUAUGAAGGCAACUCCAAAGGCAAGCCCUGUGUCUUCCCCUUCACCUAUGGCAAUCAAACGUACUCCACCUGCACCAAUGAGAAUGAGGAGGAUGGGAGAUUUUGGUGUGCCACGACAGCAACCUAUGACAGCGACAAGGAAUGGAGCUACUGCGCCGAUACAGCUGUCUCCGGGAGAAGAAGUCUACGUUGCCAGUGCAUUCAAACGCAGUCUAAAAUGAUCCCAGUAAGGCUUAUUGCUGAAGUAAAACUCACUGAAAAGGGGCCUCAUUGCGCCGUUACUGAAAUCAUCGCCACCAUGAAGAAUGGGAGGCAAAUCUGCCUGGAUCCCAACGCAAAAUGGGUCCAGCUGAUUGUGACCGCAAUGCUGAAGCGUACUGAAAAUCAGCCAGCGCAAUGAUGGAGGCUUUGAUCACGCAUUACAACAUACAAAUGUCAAAGGACACCAUCCAACAGGAAGUUUUCCUGCUAAUUCUUCUGGAUUGGGAAAAAAUGAUUUAACAAAGGAAUGCCACACUGUACACAUGAACAUAAAAAUUUCUAAUCUCA
Molecule: messenger RNA, 1281 nt
Organism: Elgaria multicarinata webbii
Lineage: Eukaryota; Metazoa; Chordata; Lepidosauria; Squamata; Anguidae
Product: epididymal sperm-binding protein 1-like
Exons: 9
Coding region: 44-1132 (362 amino acids)
Biological process (GO): sperm capacitation; defense response; immune response
Cellular component (GO): extracellular region; cell surface
Molecular function (GO): chemokine activity; heparin binding
Source: RefSeq, a predicted model, not a curated record